Molecule: messenger RNA, 552 nt
Organism: Trifolium pratense (red clover)
Lineage: Eukaryota; Viridiplantae; Streptophyta; Magnoliopsida; Fabales; Fabaceae
Product: pectinesterase inhibitor 2-like
Exons: 1
Coding region: 1-552 (183 amino acids)
Biological process (GO): negative regulation of catalytic activity
Molecular function (GO): pectinesterase inhibitor activity
Source: RefSeq, a predicted model, not a curated record
AUGGGGGGCAAGAAAAUUGAGAAUACAAUGUCUCGUUUAUCUUCUAUUCUUGUGGUUUUUCUUUUAUGUGUCGCAUUUGUCUAUGCAGUUAAGUUUGUAGAUGUGAAUACUAUUUGCAAGAAAGCAAAAAAUCAUUCAUUUUGCUCAGCUCUUCUGAAUUCAAAUCCCAGUAAAAGUCGAGAUCUCGUUAGCCUUGCACUAUACACCAUCCAUGUGGGUCAUAUAAACGCGACCAACGCCCUCAAUCUAUCAGACACACUAGUCGCAAAAAGUAGCCAUGAUCUUGAGGCAUACACAUAUUAUUCAGUAUGUUCUAAUGAUUUUAAGGAAAUUGUCAAUAUCCUUAAGGUUGCUCAAGUUGACUUGAAGAGCAAAAACUACAAGUAUCUGUCUAUACAUGUGGAAAAUAUUAGAACUCAUGUUUCUAAUUGUAUUGACGCAAAAUAUCCUAUUGCUUACCCUGAUCCAUCUUUGCUUCCAAAAUAUGCAGCUAUUGUUGAUCAAGAUGCUCAAAUUUUUUCUAUCAUAGCAAAUUAUUUAGGACAAGCCUAA